This is a messenger RNA of Cryptosporidium ubiquitum, 1815 nucleotides long. RefSeq lists its product as uncharacterized. Bases 1 to 1815 code for a protein of 604 amino acids. Lineage: Eukaryota; Apicomplexa; Conoidasida; Eucoccidiorida; Cryptosporidiidae. Gene Ontology annotation, molecular function: magnesium ion transmembrane transporter activity. The record is from RefSeq and is a predicted model, not a curated record. The transcript has a single exon. Gene Ontology annotation, biological process: magnesium ion transport.
AUGAGUUAUAACAGCAGUGAAUAUCUCUAUGGAGAUCAAGAAUACAUACAGAUAUCUCCAGAGUAUUCAAAAAACUAUGAGGAGUAUGAUGAAAUGGAGGAAGAGAAUGAGGCAGACAUUGGUAUUGGAGAUGAGGAAUAUGGAGGAAUUUUAAAUAGUAGGUUUAGUAGAAUAAGAAACAAAAAGAGAGAAUAUGAAAUAGUAAACAUGAAGGAAUUAGGUAUUAAAAAUAAACUCCAUAGUAGAAAUCAAUCAUACAAAGAAAGAGAAAACCGUAAUAAGUAUCUAGGCAGAAAACAUUUUGGUUCAGCUGAAAAAAUUCAAACUCUUGGAUCAUCUUUCCUAGAAGGUUCUGAAAGCAAAAGAAACCAACACUGGGUUGAAAAGUACUCUCAAAAGCAAAGAAAGAUUCUUGUUGUGUGUAUUAAAGAUGGUAAAAUCUCCCAGAAAUAUAUGCAAACAGCUGAGCUUCUUAGAAAAGUACAUAUGCAUAAUGAAAAACAAGUUUUAGAAGAAAGAGCAGCUGGAGCUUUAACAUUAAGAGAUCUUCGUCAAGUUGUUGGUUUACAUGGUUUUGAAAGACCUUCUAUUGAGAUCAGAAGAAACUGUAUAUUAGUUAACAUGCCUGGUGUCAGGUGUCUUAUAUUACAUGAUAAGAUUUACUACCUUCCACUGUGUCCCAUUAUAUUUCCUCCUGGAUAUUCUGAAAAUGAAGCAUUUGAGUUUGAUACUGAAAUUGAAUCCCAUCUUUUAAGUUAUGGAAACAAACAAAAAACAGAUACAUCAAAUUCACAAAUGCUUGGGUCUCAUUUAAAACCACAAAUUAAAACUCAGCAACAUAAUAAAAACUCCAAUCAUAGAGAUCUCUCAAUUAUAGAAAAACUUAUUUUUAUUACACGUAAGAUUGGUAUACAAGAAACCAUUAACAGUGAGGAAAUACAAAAUCAUACUUUGAAUUCUGAAUCUAAAAAUAAUAAAGAUAUAAGUUCUCUUACAGAUCAACAUCAGAUCAAUGUUUUAACUCCAGAAUUUCCAAAUGAAGAAACCAUAUUCAGCCCCAAAAUUGUACAUAAAUCCAUUAAUUGCAGUCCUGUAAAAUUGAAUCUACUCGAGAUACCACCUAGUAACUUUAAUGAAAAGAAUGAACAUCAAUAUAAGGUACCUUUGGAACUUAAUGCCUUAGAAAUAUGUUUAAUUGAGGUAUGUAAACAGCUAUGGGAGAGUUAUUAUAUUAUAGACGAUACAGCUCAGGAUUUUCUGCUUCAUAUUGAAAAUAACCCUACUUCUACCCAAAUGGUUUAUGAGAUCAAUGAUUUAAGAAAGCGUUUGGAUUCUCUUAGAGAUAGAAUUAAAGGUGUAUACGAAGCAAUCAAAGAAAUCCUAGAUGACGAUGAUUUACUAAUUAGAAUAGAGAUUUCCAAAUUUUGGAACAAACCUGAGAACUGGGAUAGUAAGGCCAUUUUAGAGUCAACUUUUUUCGAUUCUGAGAUACUUUUGGAAUGCUAUGAACAGGAAGUUGAGGGAUUAAUUCGAACAGUGAAUCGUUUAAAUGCUCAAUUAGACGAUGCAAUUGAGGUCAUGCAAAUACAUCUGGCUACUAUAAGAAAUAACUUUCUUAAAGGUGAAAUUAGCCUAGAUAUUGUUGGAGUAUGUGUUGGUUUUGUUUCUGCAGUUGCCUCUAUCUUUGGAAUGAAUAUCCAAAGUGGAUUAGAAAAGAAUAUAGACAUAUUUUGGUUUAUGGCAUAUACAAUGAUUACAUUGUGUGUUUUUGCUGGAAUUGUUGUUAUCUUAAUGUUUAGAAGAUUACAACUUUAA